UAUCUGCACGGAGUUACGAUGCUCUUUGUUUUCUUACUGCCGGCAUAUUCCGUUUAUCAUUCCAACUCAAGUAACGUCGUGGAAGGUGUUGAUGGCAUUAUAAGAAGAUCGAUUUUAAUAACGUGUUGUGAACCACAUUGUUGAUAGACUAUAAUUCAGUAUUUUUUUGGAUUAGCCUUGCAAGAACUUCAACUUUGUACAUGUUAACUAUUGCUUGUUUAAAUUGUAUGGGAAAAAUUGAUGUCAUUAAACGAAGAACAAAAUUUUGAAUUUCAACAGUUUUAUGUGUAAUUUGUUUGUCGAGAGUCAUGACUGAAGGUAUAACUAAUCAGGCAUUUAACGAGGUGGGAAGGAAACUUAGUCGACAUAGCCUUAACAUUUCGAUUAAGCUCGAGGAUGAUGAAUCUGUAGAAUCUGAAGAUCGUCCAUCGAAAGAACCGAAUAACGAAAGUGAUAAGAGAUCUGUAAAUUAUUUGCGAGCUUUUAUUGAUGAAAAUGGAACAUUUUUCAGAUAUGUUCGAAUAGCAAUCUUGAAUCUCAUAAUCAUUACUUAUUUUGUAUUUGCUAGCAUUUACUGGAUUAAUCACAGUAAGUAUUUAGUCUUUUUGAUUGAAUAUUUUGAUAAUAAGCAGAAGAUGGAUUUCGGAUGGUGUGAUGGCUAUGGAAUGCUAAUUUUGAUAGUAGGAUUUUCAUAUUUUGGUAUUCUCUAUCAAAAGGUUUUUAAGAAAUGUUUGAGCAAGCUGAUAAUAACAUGUUUUUUACCUUGUGAGAGUCACUUUGCAAGUUGUAAACAGAGAGGAUGUUUUGUCCGUAGUAUAAAGACAGUAUUCUGCUUGACUGUAUUGGUCGGCAUUGCGAUUUUCUUGAUCCUUGAUACCGUGCAAUCGAGGAACCGAUUGAUAAGUUUUACUGGUGUCGCUGCUAUCUUAGCAUUUGGAUGGGUAUUUUCGAAACAUCCCACCAGAAUCAAUUGGAGACCAGUAAUAUGGGGUUUAAUUCUUCAAUUUUCAUUUGGACUCUUUACUAUCAGAUGGGCUGUUGGUCGAAGUAUUUUUCAAUGUCUUUCAAAUAAAGUGGCAACUUUUCUAAAUUUUGCACAAGCAGGUGCUAAGUUCGUAUUCUCUAAUGAACUCGUGGAUAACGGAGUAUUUGCUUUUUCUGCACUUCCCGUUAUAUUCUUCUUUAGUUUUAUGAUACAAGUAUUAUACUAUUGGGGAGUGAUGCAAUCGGUAAUACGAAAUAUUGGAUGGAUUUUACACUCGAUAAUGGGUACUACUGUUUGCGAGUCGAUCAAUUCAGCAGCUAACACAUUCCUUGGAAUGACUGAAUCUCCAUUAUUGAUCAAGCCUUAUCUCAACAAAUUAACUAACUCGGAAAUUCAUGCAAUAAUGUGUUCAGGGUUUGCUACAGUUUCUGGUACGGUAUUGGCAGCAUAUAUCAAAUUUGGAGCUAAUCCUACACAUCUAAUAACAGCGACAGUAAUGUCAGCUCCUGCAGCUUUAUGUUUCUCUAAACUUUUUUACCCGGAGACUGAAAAAAGCGUCACAACUUUCGAAAAUAUCGUUUUGGAAAAAUCACAAGACACAAGCGUAAUUGAUGCAGCGACCAAGGGUGCACUUGCAGGAAUCCCACUUAUUUUAGGAAUAAUUGCUAACAUCAUUGCUUUUGUUUCCGCUGUGGCUUUCAUAAAUGCCAUACUUUCCUGGCUCGGUGAACUGAUUGGAUAUGAUUUCAUAACAUUCGAGUGGUUGCUCUCGAAAGCAUUCAUGCCACUGAGCUGGUUGAUCGGUGUGCCAUGGACAGAAUGUGAAGACGUAGGUCAACUUAUUGGUUUGAAAACCGUAGUAAAUGAAUUUGUCGCUUACCAAAAACUUGGCCAAUUCAAAGAAGAACAGAGAUUGUCGGCAAGAAGUGAAGCAAUAGCAACUUAUGCUAUUUGUGGAUUUUCAAAUCCUGGGUCAAUUGGCAUUAUGAUCGGCGGUCUUAGUACUAUGGCGCCAGAGAAAAGAGAGCAAAUUACUAACAUUGCUAUGAGGUCUUUCAUCGCUGGAAGUAUGGUUACCUUUUUGACAGCAAGUAUCGCAGGAAUAUUGAUGGACGAUAGCUACUUCGAAACUGUAUCUUAAAUUAGACUAUAUUGCUUUUCAAGUUGAACAAUUUUAUAUUAUCUUCCAUCACGCUUAAAUUGCUCGUGAAAAACAAAACAUUUUGAGUUUAUCUACCAAUUAUAUUAUUAUAAAUAAUGUAAGUACUAUAAUAAUAAUUUCAAAAUAUAUGAUCAAUCGGUUGAUAAAACAAAAAUCGUAAAAAAUGAAAUACAUCA
Phymastichus coffea is the source of this 2323-nucleotide messenger RNA. RefSeq names its product solute carrier family 28 member 3-like (gene CNT2). Gene Ontology annotation, biological process: nucleoside transmembrane transport. NCBI's taxonomy places the organism in Eukaryota, Metazoa, Arthropoda, Insecta, Hymenoptera, Eulophidae. The record is from RefSeq and is a predicted model, not a curated record. Gene Ontology annotation, cellular component: membrane. Bases 309 to 2126 code for a protein of 605 amino acids. Gene Ontology annotation, molecular function: nucleoside:sodium symporter activity. The transcript is spliced from 13 exons.